UUCUUCCAGGAAGAGAGGGAGAGAGAACUUUUUCAGUAGUUGCGACAAUCCUGGCACGCAUCGGAGAGAGGGAGGGAAAAGGAAGGAGACUGUUGAGAAGAAAAGAGAGGUAUAGAAAGAUCGAUUGAGAGUGCGGGAGAGCUGUUAGUCUAAAACCCGUUGGCUGAAGUGGAGUGCUGAGGCUGUGUCUCAGUGUUGUUCAGUGGACUGUGUCUUGUGUGUGUAGCUGUAGUUUGACUGGACUGCACUGACCAGUGGAUAGUGAAGAGAGGGAGUAGGGAGAGGAGGGGCAGUGUGCUGUCCGGCGGAACCAAGCCUAUCUGCCGCCGCCACCUUUUGCAAGCAUGCUGGAAAAUACAGGUUCAACGGAAGUGGAUUCUAGAAUGAGUAAUCCAUCAGAAACUAGUAAAUGUGCAAUGGAGAGUCAGAGUGGGGACGGAAACACAGGAGUCCAAACGAAUGGACUGGACUUUCAGAGGCAGGCGGUGCAGGCCACAAACGCAAUCACCAAUGCACACGCACAGGCUCUGCUCCAACAGUCCAAGUCUGAAGACUCGGGUGCAAUUCCGACCUCUGUCCAGCAGGGCGUGCUGCCUCAGGCCCAGCUCAUGCUGGCUGGGGGACAGAUAGCUGGAUUGACCCUGUCUCCAGCGCAGCAGCAGAUGUUUUUGCAGCAGGCCCAGGCCCAGCUCUUGGCAGCAGCCAUGCAGCAGCAAUCAGCCAGCCAGCAGAGCAGCACCACGGGGGCAAGCAUCUCUGCCUCCGCAGCCACCCCCAUCACACAGCUGCCCCUGUCCCAGCCCGUCCAGAUCACCUCUAUUCCCUCUGUCUCUACUCAUCUCCCAGGCCAGCUAAGCCAGCUGGGAUACCCGUAUGAGAUGGCGACCUUCAGCAGUUACCUACCUCAGUUACAGCAGCUGCAGCAGCAGAACCUGACCAUGCCCCAGUUUGUCCUGGUUCAACCUGGCCACCACAUCGCCACCCAGCUGCAGCCUGGCCAGUUCAUCAUCUCACAGACGCCGCAGGGCCAGCAGAGUAUGUACACAACGCAGAGUUUCCUGCAAGCCCAGAAUCUUCUAACUCAACUACCUCAAAGCCAAGCCAACCUCCUGCAGACUCAGCCAAGCAUCAACCUUGCCUCACAGCCAGCGACUCCAUCCCACACGAUAGCAGCCACGCCCAUCCAGCCCCUGUCCCACAGUCAGACACCACCCAAACGCCUGGACACACCCAGUCUGGAGGAGCCCAGCGACCUGGAGGAGCUGGAACAGUUCGCUAAGACCUUCAAACAGAGACGCAUCAAACUGGGCUUCACACAGGGGGAUGUUGGCCUGGCCAUGGGCAAGCUGUACGGUAACGACUUCAGCCAGACCACCAUCUCCCGCUUCGAGGCCUUGAACCUCAGCUUUAAGAACAUGUGCAAGCUGAAGCCACUUCUGGAGAAGUGGCUCAACGAUGCAGUUUGUGCAGAGAAUCUGUCGUCUGACCUGGCCCUGUCCAGCCCUUGCGGCCUGGGCUCCCCCGGUCUGGGCAUGGAGGGACUCAACCGCCGACGCAAGAAGAGGACCAGCAUCGAGACCAACAUCCGCGUGGCCUUAGAAAAGAGCUUUCUGGAGCAGAACCAAAAACCUACCUCUGAGGAGAUCACCAUAAUUGCUGACCAGCUCAACAUGGAGAAGGAGGUGAUCCGGGUGUGGUUCUGUAACCGUCGGCAAAAAGAGAAGAGGAUCAAUCCCCCCAGCAGCGGACACAGCAUCACAGGGACAGGCAGCACCCCCAUCAAAACCAUCUUCACCCCAACUAGCCCCUUGGUGGCCAGUACGGCGAGCCUUGUGACCAGUAACACACCAACCACACUCACUUUAAACCCAGUGAUGCCUCUCACCAGCACCAGCGUCUCCGGCCUGACCUUGACAGGCACGACGAUCGGAGCGACCACAAACACGGCAUCCGUCAUCUCUACGGCACCCAUGGUUACUGCGGUGACCAGCUCCACCUCGCUAAGCUCCUGCCCCACGGCCCUCCAGGUCACGGCGGCGGAGACGGGUGGAACCCAGGAGCACACGGUGGUCACGCAGGCGCCAUCGUCCCUAGCAACCAAUCUGGGGACAGGUCAGGUGAUGGUGGCUGGACCGGGGCUGUCAGCGGCCCUGCAAGGCGCUGCCCAGUUACCCACCAGUUCUAGUUACGCCUCCAUGGCUGGGCUUAACCCAGGACUUAACCCAGGACUGAUGGCAUCCUCGCAGUUCACUCCUGGGGGGGCCUUGCUGAGCUUGGCUCCGGGUGGGCUUGGAGGGGCUAUAAACCCCGCCAUGUUGAGCAACAGCACCCUGGCCACCAUCCAAGGUCUAUGGAGCGCUCUGGCAUCGGGUGGCACUCUCCCCAUCACCUCGCUGGACGGGAGUGGGAACCUGCUGUUCGCUAACACCUCGGCUGGCAGCACCCCCAACCUGGUGCAACCCCUCUUCCUGAACCCCCAGAAUCUGUCCCUGCUCACCAGCAACCCCGUCAGCCUGGUGUCGGCUGGAGCCGCCGGGGGAGGAGCCCUGCAGGUCACAGCCAACCACCAGGUCACCACGGCGACCGUCCCAGUGCCCGUCUCCACCAUCACCACUGCCUCCAAGGCCCAGUGAAGCUGAAGGCUCAAAUCGCCUCGAAUGACACCCUAUGCUCUAUUUAGUGCACUACUUUUGGUUAAAUGUUGUGUACGAUAUGGAUGGCUUUGGCCAUAGUAAGACACUACAUGGGGAAUAGGGCUGUUGUUUAAGAUUUGCCCUUAGGCUACUGGCUCAAUCCACUUCUUCAUCCUCUUCCUUCUUGUCCUUCUGCCUGUCAUCUAUCAUUAUUUAAUCCUUUUGCUGCCACCAAAAAGAAAUCCUCUGUGAAGAGGGUUGGAAUUUAUAUUUUACGUUUUUAUUUCAUUCUUCAUUCUCUCUUUUCCCUUGUACUCCAAAAACGAUGUGCGACUCCCUGGAUGUUUUUGUCGGUGUACGCAGCGGGUCACACAGGAGGACUGGGGCGGCCAUUUUCUGAGGCAGGAUCAUCUUGAACUCUAUGGUCUGUGCUCCUUGUGACCCCUGAGGGACCACCUAGCUUUCCCUCUUUCUUCUCUGUCGCCUUUUUCAAAAGUAUAUAUCUUCCUCUUCCCUGUUCAGAACUUCUUCUGAAAUACUUCUAACCAAAAAUUUGAUUUAACUUUUUUGACUUUUUUUUCUUCUAACAAAAAUGAUUUACUACUAAAGUUCACAAUCUACAUCAUCACUAAAAGGGGGGUUUGCGUGUUUCCCCGUCUAUAGUUUGAAUUUAUUUAGUGUCUGGCUCUGUUAGACAGGCCUCAGCACAAAUCAAAGUUAUAUUUUAGAGGCGCUUAGUUUGUUUUCUCUUGUUUUAGUGUGUGUGAGUGGACAUUUUCAGAACUUUGUACGUCUAACAUUAAUUUAAGCUUUAACUCCGAUAUCCAGUACCAGUCAAAAGUUUGGACACAUCUACUCAUUCAAGGGUUUUUCUUUAUUAUUACUAUUUUCUACAUUGUAGAAAAAUAGUCAAAACUAUAAAAUAAC
Molecule: messenger RNA, 3560 nt
Organism: Salmo salar (Atlantic salmon)
Lineage: Eukaryota; Metazoa; Chordata; Actinopteri; Salmoniformes; Salmonidae
Source: RefSeq, a predicted model, not a curated record